Messenger RNA from Spirometra erinaceieuropaei, 270 nucleotides. NCBI's taxonomy places the organism in Eukaryota, Metazoa, Platyhelminthes, Cestoda, Diphyllobothriidea, Diphyllobothriidae. The record is from the annotation of a GenBank genome assembly.
AUGGUUGCUCUCUCCGCAAACGCCUUCACCAUCAUCCCCGUUGCAACCCCCACGACGUCCAUGAUGAUGACCUCUAUCGCCGGUGAUCAAACUCCUGAUGUCCCGCAGCCGCCACCCAUUAUCGUCGUCAUUACCAUAGUCCCCGCAGCGACUACCACUCCUCCAACCACUACUACCAGUGAGAACACUCGCAACGCUCCGCUAGCCAACACCACCAACGCCCCCCACCGCCAGCAAUGCGGACUCGAUCCCGACCUGUCCUCAUUGUGA